Molecule: messenger RNA, 654 nt
Organism: Panicum virgatum (switchgrass)
Lineage: Eukaryota; Viridiplantae; Streptophyta; Magnoliopsida; Poales; Poaceae
Exons: 1
Coding region: 115-324 (69 amino acids)
Source: RefSeq, a predicted model, not a curated record
CCGAGUUCCACAACCCAUAAACCACACACUCCCACUCUCCGUCCGUCUCCCCACGACCCCACCAAGGCAAACAGACUCCCAGGCUCCCGGCCUCCCAGCAAGCAAGCUAGAUCGAUGGCGGACUGGGGCCCUGUGGUGGUGGGCGUGGUGCUGUUCGUGCUGCUGUCCCCGGGCCUGCUGUGCGAGCUCCCGGGCACCCACCGCCACGUCGACUUCGGCGGCUUCCACACCAACGGCAAGGCCAUCUUCGUCCACACCCUCAUCUUCUUCGCCGCCUUCACCAUCCUCACGCUCGCGCUCCACGUCCACAUCUACGCCGGCUAGUAGUCUGCUCCAGGCCUGCCUGCCUCGUCGAUCUGGACGCGGGAUCCAGAUCGGGACAAGGCACGAGUGAAGUGCGUGUAUGCUACUGCUAUCUAUAUGCAAGACAUCGUCGUCUGUAAUUCGAUUCUGUAGGCGGACCCGUCCACCUUGCUGCGUGCUUGCCCUUCAAUCCAUCCAAUCGAGGAGCUAUUCAAACAAAUCUAGCUAAUAGUUACUGCCCUUUUCUUUUGGUGUUCAUCCCGAUCCGUCUGGCCGCUCGUCAUCAUGUCUCUCGAUUUCAUCUUCUUUGUUUCCAUGUAUGAUCCAUGGUAUUGAUUUUUGAAUGUCGAA